GACGGCAAACGUCAAACGCAUCAUCAAGGUUUGUUUGUGUUUGAACGACCAUCUUGCGCACUUCUCGAGAAUCUCGGUUAUCUCGGUUUCUGGCUGGCCAAUGUGGAAGUGAUAUGUGCCGUAUGGUGAACCACGGGGAUCGAACUGAGCAACGCAUUUUCUACCGAGUAAUGUAAUCAGUCAGGGCAGUCCAACCCGGGCACAGCGCGGCGGGGAAAUGUUAGUUGGCGGCCGAAGAAAAGCGGAAACAUGGGUGCACAGCUUUUCGGUGGACAACGAAACGCGCAAGUACAAGGGCUUCACCGUCUACCGCAUCACCUCCAUAGUGUUUCCACGCUCCGCACCCGAAGCCCUGACCCGUGUGAUCCUCUGGAAGCGCUUCAGUGAGGUAAAGAAGCUGUACAAGGAGCUGGUACGGCGGCACCGAGAGCGCCACCUGACAGGAACGGUACCGGAGCUAACCGAGCAGUCCUACUUCAAGCGCUUUGAUCCGUCGAUCAUCGAGCAGCGUAAGCGGUACAUACUGCGUCUGUUGGAGUUUGCCGGCCAAGAACCGAUCCUUUACCGUUCCCAUGCCUUCGUGAGCUUUUUCGCGCGCGGAAUAUCAGUGGACGAAGAGGACGACAGUCCGGUGACCAUUGCGACCGCUACCGAAGCGAAGGAAAAUGGAAAACCUGAACGUGCUACUAGUAACACCGACGGCUCGGUGAAUGGUGGUGCAUUGGAAGCGACGGCCAAGGGUAAUAUUGAGACAAUAAGGCAGCAGCUAGGAAUACGUCGGCCGGUCGAGCUGAGUUUAGUCGAUCCGAGGCGCGAUGGCACGAUCGAGACGCCCUGUUGUUCGAGUACGAGCGGUGGAGAGGGCGAUGAGGACGAGGAUGAAGUGGAUGGUUCUGAGACACCACAACCAGCCGCAGCACCAGCACCUCCAGUGACAGCAGCCAAUGAAGCAGAUGGGUACAGCAGUGCCGGUUCGCUGAUCGGCUCCGAGACGGGCUCUCUUUCUCGAGAGCCCUCGGAAGAGGAGGCGGCGGCAGCGGCGGCCAUGGAUUACCUUGUUGACGCUGCAAUCGUAUUCAGCAAAGCGGUCGAAGCCGAAGCAAACGGGGACUACAAGGAAGCGUUCGAGCGGUACAAAGCAGGCAUCGACCGGUUGCUAAGCGGGGCGAAGGAUGAUGCAAAUGUCACUAGGCGCCGGAUUGCGAAGGAGAAGAGCGGCAAGUAUGUAUCGAAGGCCGAAGAGAUCUACGAGCGGUAUCUACGGGAAGCCGAAGAACAGGGCAACCGUGCUGGUGAACAGCCGGAGCUUGGCCCCAUUUUCCCCGAUGAUCCCAGCUCUCCGAUACAGCUGCUCGAGCGGCCGCUCAACUAUCUGUCCCGUUAUAAGGUCGUCAAGGUGAUCGGUACCGUGAUGCAGGUGCAGGACGUGACCGAUAAACAGUUCUACAUUAUGAAGAGCAUUAGACGACCGCUACCGUCGUCGGCAGGACUGCCGAUCCCCAGUGCUGCCGUCUUCCCACAGGAUGUGCCUUACAUGGUACCGCUGGUGGCGUACUUCCAAUCGACGGAUGGUUGCAUUUUUCUGUUACUCCGCCUGGUGUGUGCCGGUAAGCUGUGGGAUUUCAUUCGUUCCUACCGUAAACCAGUAACUGAACGCUAUUGCCCGACACCUACACCGGAGGAUGCGGAAGAGCUGCAUGAAUGCAGCGAAGCGGUGGUGGGGGAAGAUUGUCAGUACGAUCGUGAAGCGGAUUCAUGCGGUACAGCCGAUCGAUGUGAUGCGGGAUUUCUCAAUCUCAUUCAGGAGUACAGCAAUAGUAGCAAUGCAAGGGGACCAACUAGCCAGCAGCAGGAGAAGGAAGAGACGACGCAACUAGAACAUUCCACUUCGAACAAGACUGAAGAGUGGGUCAGCGAGCGAUCUAAGGUGGCUAUGGAUGCAACGGAUGGUGCUUUCGAUACCGAUGAGAUCGGAAUGGAGGCGCACCCGGACGAUGAUUUCGCGGAACUGGAGCAGAGAGAACAAAAGGAGGAUAGUGAAGCAGACGCACCGGUGGUUCCUUCGUUCGAUGUCCUUUCGCAGGAUAUGGACGUGCAGGAGCUGCUAUCAUGCAGCCAACAGUUGCUGAAGGUGGUAGCCCAAACACUGGAAGAAUCUAGCGACCAAGCGGCGGAACUGGAGUCCGCGAGAGCAGAAGAAAAUCUCAAAAAUAAUAACAGUGUGGCUGGCAAGGAGAUGCAACUGCACGAAGAGGCCGCUGCUGAUGGUCGAGUAAAUAGUAAAUCUCACUCUAGUCAAUUAGCUUUAGCGACGACGGUCAGGACGGCAAGUAUUAACGAUAACGAUGGGCGACUGCCUAAUAGCGAGGAAUUGCCGAACGGAAUCCACCAUGGAUGUAGCGGAGAUCUACUACCGGAGGGUGUCGUACGUCGUUGGAUUAGCGAACUGGUGAUCGCUAUCGAUGCUCUUCACUUCAAUGGAAUUGUUUGCGGUGACCUGACGAUGGAUAACCUGCUGCUCGGUCCCGAAGGACAGCUGAUGCUGACGUACUUCCAUAGGCGUGGAGAAUCGUUCUUCAACCAGCAGGCAACGAUGACCGGAAGCAGUGUUACGGUUGCACCGAAGCAGUCCGCCAUUCGGGGCCUUUACGUGGCACCAGAGCGUCCACUGGAACCACGGUCCGAUUACUGGUCGGUUGGUGUGAUCAUGUUCGAGCUGCUAACGAAACGGUCCUUCGUCGCCUGCCACCCGUCUGGUGUGUUUUGUUACCACGAGGUCCAGUACCCGGAGGGUGUAGAGGUUUCGAGUGAGGCGCGAGAAUUGUUAGAAGGACUGCUGCAGCCGGACGUGGAGCGACGGUACGACUUCAAGCGAAUCAUCGCCAGCCCGUUCUUUCGAAGCGUCGACUGGAGCGAAGUCAAGCAACGAGGACAUCAUUCUUGGGACAAUAUCUCCCGUGGGAAAAGGCUCUAACGGGUCUUCGGAUACCAGCGUUCGCGUGUAGGUAUAUGUGUGUGUGUUUGUGUGCGUAUUGUGUAUUGAGCAUAAUAAGAAUAAAAAGAAAACCGCAAUUAUGUAUUCUCCAAA
This is a messenger RNA of Anopheles darlingi, 3088 nucleotides long. Its product is annotated as ribosomal protein S6 kinase delta-1. Lineage: Eukaryota; Metazoa; Arthropoda; Insecta; Diptera; Culicidae. Gene Ontology annotation, molecular function: phosphatidylinositol binding; protein kinase activity; ATP binding. The transcript is spliced from 3 exons. Gene Ontology annotation, biological process: protein phosphorylation. The record is from RefSeq and is a predicted model, not a curated record. Bases 218 to 2974 code for a protein of 918 amino acids.